Topomyia yanbarensis is the source of this 18616-nucleotide messenger RNA. It is a transcript of the gene Eph, whose product is annotated as ephrin type-B receptor 1. Gene Ontology annotation, molecular function: ATP binding; transmembrane-ephrin receptor activity; protein binding. Gene Ontology annotation, biological process: protein phosphorylation; cell surface receptor protein tyrosine kinase signaling pathway; axon guidance. NCBI's taxonomy places the organism in Eukaryota, Metazoa, Arthropoda, Insecta, Diptera, Culicidae. The record is from RefSeq and is a predicted model, not a curated record. Gene Ontology annotation, cellular component: plasma membrane; neuron projection. Bases 1991 to 5449 code for a protein of 1152 amino acids. The transcript has 14 exons.
CUCAGUCAGACAGAACGAAGGAAGAUGGCGUAUCGAACGUCCACCGUACGUACGGCGGUCUCCUGAAGUUGUCUCUCCAGUCAGUCAGUGUAGAAGAGUGUUUUGUACGGUGCAAAGUGUGUUGUCUGUCGUUCUUCGGUCCACCAUCACAUCGAUCAAAGAAGAAAAAAAUAGGGAAAAAUCCUGACUGGUGAAUGUGGUGCGUGUUGUUUUAAUUUCGCAAAUUAUCGGCUGAAAAGUGACUGAAAUCGUACCCGCGGAUUGUGCAACGGAUUCGCGAAACUCGCCGGGACACUUUCCGACUGUUGGUUCCAGUGACCGUGCAUGUUUCGAGCGUGAAAAGUGGACCUGAACCUGAAGUGGAAUUUCGAUUCAAUGGCCAUAGCCUCCUGCUACUGGUGCUGCUGCUGGAAGGGAACGAGAGGUGUGGUGUUGGUAGCGGCGACAGCGACGUGAAGAAGAAUGCAGAUUGCAGGUAGAGUCCCGCGAACCAGGUGGAAUUGGAAACUUGUGCAAAAAAGUGAAAACGAGCGGUGUAUUAUGGAUUUCUGAUGAAGUGACAAGAAAGUGAUGUGCAGUGCUUUGGGUUUGUGCUGUUUUGAAAUUAAUUGAAAGUAGUUGCGCCGAUGUUUAGCAAUAAAGGAAAAUGGACGGGAAUGCCGCAAAAAAUCGCUUGUGAGCUGGAUGCUAUUGAGAUAGUGAUUUAUUAUUUUUCGAACUACAAUUUAUUCUGUUUUCUUAGACAAAAUAAUUUUAAACAAUUUAUCUCUAAACUGAUAUUUAACUAGAUCAGUGUGCUGCUGCUACGGUGGUGCGCCAGGCAUGAAUUAUUAGCUUCGAGCUAGAAAGAGAGGAGUUGUUUGCCAGUAAAACAUGCUGUGAAUUGUGACUGGCUGCACCUGGUGAAAAAUUUGCGCUAAAACCCCGUCGUCGUCGUCAUCGGUCGUGUCGUACCCCAAAGAGAUCAACCUACCUCCCCACACGAGUCGGAGUCGGACGGGUGCAACCGCGCGGCUGGCAGUUAUAGUCAAGUGAAAAAAUAUUCAAAAUUUAUGUAAAAAUUGUGAAGGUAUAAUUAAUUGAUAGUAGGGUCGUGUGAGAAGAGGUUCAUUUUCGAGGGCUCUGUUUAAUGCACUGUGUCGAGUUAUUAAUCGUAUUCCUCGUCUGUGUGUGGUAUUGAGUAAGAAUAAAAAGAAGAAAAAACGAAUGAAUUCGUCAGUCGGUGGCAACAAGCAUGGAAACAGUUGCCCCUGUCAGUAGCUUAAACUUCCAAACCGGCGAUCAUGGAAUAGAUUUAAAGUUGUUCGCUGACGGUGGGCGAUUGCUGAAACAACAACAGCAACGCCGACAACAAGAACAACAACAACAACACCGGCUACAACGAAGCUAAUGAGCUCGGUCGGAUUCCUCCCGUUUGAAAAGAAAACCGAACGGCGGUGUGUGCGUGUGUUUGUGUACGUAUAAGUAGUCAAGUCAUGCCAUCAUGUCCGCUUCGUCAACGCGACUGCCACUGAAGAAGCGCAAGAAGAAGCCCCCAGUGAAUGAAGAGAAGAAUAAAAAUAAAAUUAAAAAUUAAGAUAAUAUAAACGAUCAUCAUCAGCGGGCGCGUUCUCUAAUACCCGGUGCAAAAGAAAGAAAUCAGGAUCAAGAAUCUCAACGGCUCGUCACGACCGACCGACCGACCGGGAGAAGUGGUCGAAACAAAAAAAAAGUAUAGGAAAGAAACGAAAAACAAGUGAAAGAACUUGGCUUGGAAAACUGCUGAGAAGAAAAAAAAAACAUACAAUCAACUAUUUCGAGAAGAUUGGUCCGCGGCGGAACGGUCUCUGCUAUAGUUCGUCGUCGUCGACGUCGUCACUGCCAUCAUCAUUUUUCAUUAACCUUCCCCCGUACACUCUCCCAUUACUACUUAACUGUGGCUCACCAGUAGUGAGCCCUCUAAUCUAUAUAGCGAAAGAACACGGGAAAAUCUCAGCCGCCCGCCGAUAAUAUGGAUAAAUAUCUACCGCUGCUCGUGUUGUUCUACAUUCUCAACCACAAGCUGGAUGGCGUUGCCAGCGAUCAAGUUGUUUUAUUGGAUACGACCAAGGAAGCGACCCUGGAAUGGACACGGUAUCCGUACGGACCGCAGGCGCAGACACCCGGUUGGGUGGAGGAAUCGUUCACCAACUUCGUGAAGGGUAUCAACUGGCGCAGCUACGUGGUGUGCGAUGUGGCCUACAACAACGUCAACAACUGGCUCUGGUCGCCCUUCAUCGAUCGGGGUCCGGCCAAUCGGUUGUACAUCGAGAUUCACUUCACCAUCCGGGACUGUUCGCUGUUCCCGGGCAAUGCGCUGUCGUGCAAGGAAACAUUCAGCUUGCUGUUUUACGAGUUUGAUGCGGCGACACGGGAACCACCGCCCUGGCAGCCGGAAAGUUACAAACUGAUCGGGCGGAUUGCGGCCGGUGAAGGUCGUUUUAAUCAAAACUCCGACGUUGAUAUAAACGUGGAGGUUAAGAGUAUAGCCGUCACCAAGAAGGGGGUGUACUUUGCGUUCCGCGAUCAGGGCGCCUGUAUCAGUGUGCUGGCCGUGAAGGUGUACUACAUAACGUGCCCGGCGGUGACGGUGAAUUUCGCCCAUUUCAAUGAGACACCGACGGGGCGGGAAAUUACAAUAAUUGAACAGCAGACGGGGAUCUGUGUGGAGAAUGCAGAAGCUUACGAGACGCCCACCUAUCUGUGCAAGGGAGACGGCAAAUGGACUAUCUUGAGCGGAGGAUGCCGCUGCAAGGUCGGUUAUGAACCGGACCAUGAAAAGCAAACAUGUAACGUUUGUCCGGUUGGUAAGUUCCGUUCGGCAGAGGUAGAAACCUGCACGAUCUGUCCGAUGAAUUCCAAAACCAACAAAAUCGGUUCACCGUUCUGUCCCUGUUUGAGUGGACACUAUCGGCAUCCGAGGGAUGGUAAACACAUGUCCUGCUACAAACCGCCGGGACCUCCGACCAACCUUACCCUGCUGUUCAUCGAUCAAACCAGUGCCAUUCUAUCGUGGAACGCUCCACAACGAGCAGUAGACGAACAGCUAGACAACAAGUACCGCAGUGAUAUCGUAUUCCGGAUAAAGUGCUCCGCCUGCACCUCAAACGUCGUGUUCAACCCGUCCACGGAAACAUUCAACGACACCAAGCUGACGCUGACCAAUCUGGAACCGGUCACAACGUACACGGUUCAGAUCCAUUCCCAGCACGGUGUAUCCUAUCUGAUCAGUCCGGAUACACCGGGGGCCAGCGGUGGAGCCGGAUUCGAAAAUAGUAGCUCGGGUGGAUUCGGAGGGAAUCACUAUCAUCAUGCAACCGAGGCACCCAAUCAGCAGGGAAGCCGAUCGUCGUCGUCCGAUUUGGACGACAUCAAGACGGAGUUUGCGGAGAUUACGUUCACUACCGAGUCGGCGAUUCUCAGCACGGUGUUCAAUGUGAAAAUAAUCUCCAUCACCAACAAAGAGGUCGAUCUGGUUUGGGACAAACCGAUGCACAGCGAUUCACCGAUCGAGUACUACGAGGUCCGGUGGUUCCCCAAGUCGGAGGUGGACGCCAUGAACAAAUCGGUGCUGAGCACCAAGGAGUCCAAGAUUCACAUCAACGAUCUGCAGGAAAACACCGAGUACGGCUUCCAGGUGCGCUGCAAAACGCUGAACGGGUGGGGCACCUUCAGUAACAUAGUGUACGCUCAGACGCACCAGAGCGUCAGUCCAGGUUCCUUUUCAGUGUACGAUGACUCCUUCCAAAUGCGAAUUGUUGCUGGCUCAACAGUUGCAGUUGUUUUCAUCUUAGUCUUAGUGAUCGUCGUGACCGUUCUAUUCCUCCGCUCCAAGAGCAACGAUGACAUCGAUAAGAAGACCAACAAUCAUCUCCCUCUGCCAUUGGAUUACGCCAGCAACGAAGGACUUGUAGUGACCUACAUUCACGCAAUGGACACAACGCCGAUCGUGAAAACGAUGAAAAACAAUGGUGGUUCUUACGGGUAUUACCGACCACGUCGUAACAAUUUUGCAGUGACUACGCCCCUGUUCGGCACCAACCGGAGCUACGUCGAUCCACACACGUACGAGGACCCGAACCAGGCGAUCCGCGAGUUCGCGCGGGAAAUCGAUGCCAGCUACAUAACGAUCGAGGCCAUCAUCGGUGGCGGCGAGUUCGGUGACGUGUGCCGCGGUAGGCUCAAAAUCCCGCCGAACUUCGUGCAGGAAAUUGACGUUGCCAUCAAGACGCUGAAGCCGGGCUCCUCGGAGAAGGCCCGCUGCGAUUUUCUCACCGAGGCCUCCAUCAUGGGCCAGUUCGAUCAUCCGAACGUGAUCUACCUGCAGGGUGUGGUGACCCGGUCCAACCCGGUGAUGAUCAUCACCGAGUACAUGGAGAACGGCAGCCUGGACACGUUCCUGCGGGCCAACGAUGGCAAGUUCCAGACGCUGCAGCUGAUCGGGAUGCUGCGGGGGAUAGCGGCGGGGAUGUCCUACCUGAGCGAUAUGAACUACGUCCACCGGGAUCUGGCGGCGCGCAACGUAUUAGUUAAUUCCUCACUAGUGUGUAAGAUUGCCGACUUCGGGCUGUCGCGGGAGAUCGAGAACGCGAGCGAUGCGUACACGACGAGGGGAGGCAAAAUCCCCGUCCGCUGGACGGCCCCGGAGGCGAUAGCGUUUAGGAAAUUCACGUCCGCCUCGGACGUGUGGUCCUACGGCGUCGUGCUGUGGGAGGUAAUGUCGUACGGUGAGCGACCGUACUGGAACUGGUCCAACCAGGAUGUGAUAAAGAGCAUCGAGAAAGGCUACCGGCUGCCGGCCCCGAUGGACUGCCCGGAAGCGCUGUACCAGCUGAUGCUGGACUGCUGGCAGAAGCAGCGAACCCACCGGCCGACCUUCUCGAGCAUCACGCAAACAUUGGAUAACCUGGCGAGACAGCCGCAGGUCCUGCUGACGACCCGGAACUCACCGGACAAUCCGGUGGCACGGUUGGGUAACGAUCUCAGCGAUGAGAUGCUGGCAGCCCAGCAGCGAAGUAUGCUCGGUGGCAUGGGAACAACCGAGCGGAUACUGAACAAUGGCGCUAGCAGCGGAAAUGGUAGUGGUGUAGGUGGCGUCGUAGUUGGAAGUGUCGCGAGUGGUGUUGGCGGUGGCAGCGUAGGAAUGAGUGCGCCAAGCAUGGGUACGCUCAGCUCCACUGCCGGUGGUUUGAGCAAUACGGGAACGAUGACUGGUACGGGUCCCGGCAGCGGGGUCUUUAUCAGUACCGAACUGUGGCUGGAGAGUAUCAAGAUGUCGAGGUACUCGCAGCACUUCAAAGAAGCUGGACUGGUGACCGCUCAGCAGAUAUCACGGCUAACCGCUCAGCAGCUGUCCGACAUGGGCAUCACCCUGGUGGGGCACCAGAAAAAAAUUCUACACCAAGCGCGACAGAUAGAUACCAUAAUUUAAAGUGUCAAACCACUGCAAAGCAAAGCAAAGUAAAACAAGCAAACAAACAACAACAACAACAACAACAGAGAGGGUGUGGGCGCGUGUGCAUGGGUAUGACUUGUUUUUCUUCCUUCUCCGCGACUUCGAAACCGACCCGCAUGACGACGUGAACGAACCCCUUGAAGUUUGACACCCACCUUAAUACACAUCACAACAACAACAACAACAACAAGCAAGCAAGUACCAGGCAGCAUUCAGAAUGUGAGUGAGUACUACGGUCCCAGUUACACAUAACAACGAAUUGGAUGUAUUUUUCGUUCGGUUUUUGAACCGUUCAAGUGCGUGUGUGUGCGUGAACCUACGUUUUUUACCUACCUUACGAUUAAGUUGAUUCCACGUGAAAAAGUCUCAAACAAAACAAAGUGAUGCCAGUGCCCGUUUCAGUGGCACGUAUGUAACGGUUCUGUAAAUGUUUAUUCGAAUAAGCUAUAGUUUAUUUUCUAAUUAUUCUGAGAGAUUAGAAAUGCAUUUAUACAAUAUAGGUUUUACGAGACAAAGGCAGAAAGAGAUUCGUUAUAACUUUUUUUUUCUUCUACACACUAAUUUAUUAUCAGUAAACAGUAAAACAAAACACGGGCUAAGUUAUCGCGUUACUUAAGAAGCACCCCCCAGAACAUUAAAUCAAAAUCCUGUUUAUAUCCUUAGUUUCAAAAAAAAUGUAUAAAAGUAAACCCGAAUCCAAGGAAUAGGUAAACCGACAAAAUAUGUGAUUUUUUAUACAAUAGCAAUAGGUAGAGGAGAGAGCCUUCUUUUUAUUUGUUUCAAACUACAUACUAGAACUGAACAAAACUACUUCAAACAACUUACUGCUAGUAGUACAGAAAGAAACAAACUACAAACAUACACACAUUUUGAAACGAAACGAACUGAUAUUAACCUACAAAAAAGAUACGUGAUACGGGAAAAAACGAUGAAACAAACAAGCAUUACGAAGACAGUGAGAAUCAUUCAUAAACAAGAACAGAAAGAAUAUCAAUGAGAGAGAAAAAGAGAGAUGAGAGUCUGCAUAACGAUGUGAAUUUUUUUCUUUCUAGCAAGGAGAAGAGAAUCUUUUUGUUUAAGUUUUUAGUUACUGCCCCUCCAGGUAGUAGUUCCCUUCCCUGUGUAUAGCUUUUAUUUUAAUAUUUAGUUACGCUGUUUAUUUUGUUUAAUUUAAUCGAAAAACCGUAGACACGAGGAAGUAAGCUUUAUUUUUGUGGAAUAAUGCAAACUUUAUUUGUGUAGGAAUAAACGCAAAAGUGAGAUUAAUCAGUUUUUUUGUUAGAUUUUUAUUUAUUUCCCAUUUAAAUAGUAGUGAAAGAAAAUGCCUUUAGUUUAUUUUAUUUAGUAGUAUCCUGCUAGUUGGUUAUGAUUGACUGCACGUUGAUCUUCUGAAUGAAUGGCAAAAAAAAUCUUUUUGAGAUGCCUGGCUACACUUCUUUUUUAACCACAUCCGAAUGUGAAGCGCCAUUCCAUACUGGUCUAACAAGAACUUUAUUGUUCAAUUAAAACCUUAUAUAUCUUUGAACAGAUUGCGGAGGAUUAUCAGAAAUCUGAAAAAUGGUUAGGUGAUUAUGUUAAACAGGCUAAUGGCCGAAAUUUUAACAGUCGGAAGUAACCAGUCGUACGAAGCAAUCCACUGCGUGAUCGACACGAUCUGACUGGAAGAAAAAGUUCGAACUUGAUUGGAUAUGUCCUAACUACAAGAAGGUACAUAAAUUCAACGAUCCUCGAUCUCUCGUACAAAGCACUCUGACGGGUUCGGUUUAGAAAACAGCGCCUGUUGACCUUAAUCGUGUCUUGGCGAAUAUCAAAGCGGUUUCCGAGAUGGACAAUCGACGAUGGACCUGAUGAUAUCUAACAUAAAGCUUGCGACUCAGUUUCAUUCUAUUAUUAGAGACACUAACCAGGCUGCUAGCGUUUCAAUACUUAUGGUUCAAUCCUAGUGGUCUAAUUUGAAAAAUAUUUAAAAUGUCUAUGCGAAGAAGUCAUGUUCAGCAAGAAGAUAGAGUUGCUACCGGUGUUUCCGAAGCAGGAAGUAUCCGAGUAACCAGUGGUUCCGGUGCGUUGAGCUGGUUUUCGGCACUGGCGUUCUUGUGGACAGGAAGUUCCAGGCUUUAGUCACACUUUAUCUGAGUCGAUUACAGCUUAGUGCAUGAAGUGAUCAAGUCUACAUUCCAAAAUUGACCUCAUCAGCCAGUUUACUUCGUUAGGGCGGUAGCACAGAAGGCGUACUCUAUAGGAAGAUGAGCUAGAAGUAGCUUCAUGAAUCCUAGGAGGAUAGCAAACAGGAGUAGCUAUGCAACAUCGGUGGAAAAACCAGUACAUUUUGCAGUUAAGUGUCACCAAUCUAAACAGUACGAAAGGAUUGCAGCAUUUCCACAAACGGGGACGUGAAGAUCGAUGGGUGGUAUUUUGAUUCCGGUGCUAUAUCAACCAUUCAAUUGCCAUGGAUCACAGUGUCGGAACAACGAACAAAACCCAUUACUGCCUGUGAGCGCUUGACGAAGCAGACUUAAUCGUGUCACGCACCAGGUGAAGCUGGCUCUGGCAAUUUGCAUCGAUUUGUGGCAUAGGUGGCUGCGGUCAUUUGAACAAAGGCAGCUUGAAGAAACUUAAACAAACGACAGAUGAUCUCGAUUUCAAGAAUGAAGUUUUUUAUACCCGGUGGAAAAUGAUUUGUGUGGUCCUGUAGAAAUUUUGUCGUUUGGAGGCAGUCGAUACUUGCUCACCUUUGUGCACGAUACCAGCAAGAAUGUUCUGAGAUAAAGUCAAGUCUUGGAAGCAUUUCAGAGGUUGAAGGCAAACGCUGAGGGGCUUUCGAGUAGCACGCAGAAGAACCUACGAAUGAAUAAUGAAAAAGAUUAUAUCAAUUAUCAAUUUUCGUCGAGUUGUGGAGCGUAAUGUGAGUAGGCCCGAACUCAUAUUCACACGUGUUGUGGAGCGAAUGAACCGUACUCUGAUGGAGAAAGCACGUUGCAUGCUGAAUGAUGCAAAGCUUGAGAAAAAACUUGGGCCAAUGUUGUCUUGUAGAUUUCUGGUGAACCGAUGUCCAAUAAGGUCACUGGAGAACAAGACGCCAGAAGAUGCGUGAACCGGAAAUAAGCCAACUUAGAAUAUUAGAAAGUAUUUGUAUCCCAGUGUCAACGUGUAUGUUUCUUAGGUGAAACGUAAGAAGUUCGAUUCAAAGGCUCGAAAAGGCCGAUUCGUCGAUUACUUCGCUACAAGGGUACAGAAUCUAGGAUGCUGAGAAGGGUAAGUUCCAGAUAAACCAAGAUGUCGUAGUUUAUGCAAAGAGUGCGGCAAAUGGAAUCUUUACGUGCGAGCACUCAGUUAAACCAGUGAAUUUAAUCGAUCUACCUAUAUUUCGAAGAGCUGUUGGUAUGUACCAAGUAACCUAGCUGGUUGAUGGCGAGGAAGGAUUAUAAUUUGAAGCUACUUUUAAUCGGACAGAUCGUCGUAGCUAUAAUGGAGUUGUGAUUUCGCUAAAAAUCAAUAGACCAGCUGAUGUGCUGCCAGGGUUAAGGCACAGAGGCUGCGGCGAGUGUGCUCGUUCAGGAAAGUAUACCGAUUAUAUAAGCUAUGGAACAUUCCCUGAUGAUAUCGAUUCCCCCUGCUGUAUUCUGAUUCAUUCGAAUGUGAUGGGAUGGACAAACAACGGAUGGACGGUUCAACGCCGGUCGAACAGGAACCACUGUAUUCAAACAAUGAAACAAACAGAUUUGUGACUGCUUGAAGAUCUACCAGAGGGACGUAAUACUAUCUGGAACAAAUGGUAUGUAACAGCAAAGCAAGAUCCAAAUAGAACAAUGCAAUGAUACAAAGUUCGUCUCGUUGCUAAAGGAUGCUCAAAAUAACCAGACGUGGAUUAUGAUGAGAUGGAAUCAACCUUUUCUUAUACAAAAAAAAACAAAAUUUAAAAGAAUUUGUUUAUUUGACACGGAUCAUAGUGGUAGCUUAACGGAGCCGUGGACCUUUUAUCUAUUUACAAUAUGCAAAAAAGAAAAAUUCAAACAAAUAUUAUUCAUCUGUAGGAUCUCGUGCGCGCAACUUUUUAUUGCGAGCGGAGACCUUCUUUCGCAGGGGCGAAACAUUUGUCUGCUCGCAAUCUGUGUCAGGGUUACCUUUCUUGUCGAUGCUGUUUACAGUUGAUAUUGGGGUGCUGGAUGCUUCUUUUGUGAUUGUCAUUGUCGGAACAGUUGCCACAAAUUUGGUCACCGUUUUUGGUUCAGGUAUUGGUAUUGAAAAUUCUGUAUUAAGUUGGUUUGCCGUAAAUGAGUUGGCAAUCAUUAGAGAUGCAUUCUCCUUUUCAUCUUCGGUACAAAGUUGUCUGUAAUGUGCUGUCUGAUUACAGUACCUUGCCCCUCACGAGAGCAUAGCGUAGUUUCUUUCAAUUGUAGUUCCGUGAGUUGUUUUAUAGUAAAGUAUAGUAAAGUAGAAGGCAAUAGGUCUUUCGACCACCCACAUCCUCACUAUCAAAACGCUGUUAGAAGUACACGGAAAGAAGUGGUGUAACGAAUUCUACUUCUCCGUAUUGCGACAUGUACUUUGCAAUUGGCUCAGGAGGAGUACGAGGAGAUAGACAUGUAGCUUUACAUCUAUAUAGUGAUUUUCUAUACACACGGGAAUCUUAAUUCCAACGUUGUCACUUUCAACCACGUGUUUUAAGCAGGGUUACCAUAUUCACAGAUUUUUCAGUAAUGUCACAGAUUUUUUUCACAAUUUUUGAUCACAAAUUCUUUUUUACAGAUGACAGAUUUUUGGCAUUUUGAUAAAAAAAUUCACAGAUUUUUGCAAAUAUUGUGAUUUUUCAAAGUUUUUUCGAAAUUUAUCACAGAUUUUCACAGGUUUUGUUUCCUGUUUUAGUCAUCACAGAUGGUAAAAAGAUUUUUUUUUUGGUCGAAACACAGAUUUCAAUGUGGCAUCCCUGAAGUUGUUCUGCAAAACAAAACGCUCGGCUUUGGCUAAGAUGAUGAUACCGAAGGUAUGCGACUUCCGCAAAAACUCGGUCGUAUUGAACAAAAUUUAAAAACCGACCGCUACGUUGGGUCGAAGUAGAGCUUUUUCGUCAACUUUACUCAUGAUGACAAGAAUAAUCCAAUGUUUCCUUUGCUCUCGAGGAAAUGCACACUAGAUCAAGAGGCCUGUUGUUUAUAUUUUUACCAUUUUUUGUUAACGACCUAUUGAGUCAAUUUGUCAGGAUGUGAUGUUACGGCAUUUAAUUAGCAAGCGACUGGAAUGUGAAGUAUAUUUUUCAAUAUUAAGAGCCAUAGUACUCAAGUGAGAGCAAGGAAUUGAAGGGAGAAAGUUCAGAAAAGCGUGGAAAAGGUCAUAUGAGCAAGCUUAGAGUUUACCGGCGACUUAACCCUUUGUCUGCUACCGUAGGAGUCAGGAUCUUUUGGCAUUAAAAAUGCGAAUCACCUGAGUCUACGACAUGUCCGGACAAGCGUAAAGUAACUUGUUACUUCAUGCUGUCGGUUCCGCCGGUUGCCGGUAAACUCUAAGCUUGCUCAUAUGACCCUUUCCACACUUUUCUAAACUUUCUCCCUUCAACUCCUUGCUCUCCCUUCAGUACUAUGGUUCUUAAUAUUGAAAAAUAUACUUCACCUUCUAGUCCCUUGUUAAUUAAAUUCCGUAACAACAGUAACCUGUUGUUUACUUGGCUCGAUUGUAGUCCUGGCUGCGGCAAAAGUAGAGAAUAGACUGUGGUCAGCCCUUUUGAAAGUUUUCAAAAUAAAUCUUCAAGAUGACAGGCGAAUCACGUUGAAAAAAAGAAAUUUCAUGUGUAGAAUUCAUCAAACGAACAGUUUUCACAUGUAGUGUUUUCUAUACUCUCAAAAUGGUUUUCGCGGGCUCUACUACCAGCCAUCUUGAAAUAAAAGAAGUUGCUUGCUAAAAUGUGAGAUGCUGUUUCAAAAUAAGUGACACAUUAAACAUGGUUUUUCCGAUCCGAACAAUUAACUCGUUAAGAUCGACAUUUUGAAUGCAUCAUUACAUUCUGAACUCUCACACGGUAUUGAGGGCUUCAAAACUUAAGAAAUUAUGUUUCUCGUCUAUAUGGAAUAUACGAAUUACAAAAUCCGACACCGGUGAGUCUAUAGAAUAAUUCAUGUCGCAAAACGGAGAAGUUUGAAGAAACUUUCUCUACGGAAUCCCUAACAAUGAGCUUGUGGUGACGAUAUUAGUAGAAAUACCUAUUCCUUUCUACCUGACUAUAAAAUUCAAAACACACAUGGAGUUAAAUUACGCAAACCAUGCUAUGCACAUAUCGGAAACAGAUUGCUACUUACCAGUUUUGUAAUUAGACGGGACACCAUGGAAAUUCUUGCGUGGAAGCUGCUAAGUGUGGUGUAUCAGAAAAGGCCAAGUUUGAAUAAACCCCACAUUAUCGAUGUGUUGAGAUAUUGAGAGAAACCGAGAGAGAUCGUUCGUGUAAGAUGAUUAUAAUAAAUACCGCUUACAGCGGACUCGAAGUCGGAAUGUUUCUGACAUCCUAACUGUGCGUUUAUUGAUUUGUAGUUGAUGACGGGUGCAGUAUAGUCUUUACACUAAGGAAAAUGUAGCUACCUAUCUAUCGAUUUCAGACUACAAUCUUCAACAGCUAAGUCACUGAUGGUUGCCACAACACUAGCCGUUGUUCAGGCAGCAACGAAUACCCAAACAUCAAAGAUUGUACCUAGUUUCUCCAAACCGACAAGCAGCACCACCAGUACACGACUGUUAUCCAUGCGACUAAUUAAAAAGUAAAAUCAUCCAACCGUGAGCCCUUAUAGAUCAACAGCACUGACAGUAAGGACGAGUACGACAGUUUGAUAAAACGUGGACUAUCCGACUUUCUAACAGCAGGUGGCGAUCCUGCAAAUGAAUCCUUUUCGCGAUAGCCGAAGACACGAAACAACAAAUCACGUGCAUAAGAUUGUAAGUAGCGGUUUGCCCACUACUCGGGUUCUGAUUGCCCGCCGAACCCUUCUUUUCAGGGCGGCCUAGAUGCCUCUACAGAAUUUCAGAUUUUCGUAACAAAUAAAAAAAAUAAACAAAUAAAUUACUGUUACCGUGUAUUCUUCCUCAACACUUCACUGGUCGUUUCUUACGGUCCGCUGCUGCUGACGAUGGCGGGAAGGCGGACGGUUGCUUCCAACCGGCCGGGACUACAAUGGCCGCGUUCUCCUGUGGCCGUUGGCUGCUCCGGCAGCGGGCCUUAACAAUUAGCCAGGGAGGUGAGCUUAGCUCCUUUGUCGGAACCUCCCUAGCGACGGUGGUGACGAAUCAUCGGAUUUUUUUCUCCCCGCAAAGAAUUCCGGAAGACACCGCAGUGUUCUUCCCACGGGGAGCCGUUGUCCACCCUGCUUCGCCCUCCUUGGCCCUAUUGGCUGAGAAGGAGAGCAAGGCUCGUUCGGCUUAUCCUUCCCAGCGAGGGCGGAAUGGUGCGUCCGGAUCCUUUGCGGUUAGCGGGGGAAGCGAAAACUCCUUUAUAAUUAGCUUCCCCCGACGGCGAUCCAGCACCACACACAAUAUGAAUGUCCAAACCACGGGUCGGCACUUUCUGACGGAUAUCUUCCGUCACACACACGCACUUCACACAAUUGCUGUUGUGGCUGUUUAGCUGUCCCGGAACGGUUUAUCGAGGACGUCUUGCAUAUACCGUGGUCUGUCUUUUCACGAUGGCCGUCUUCCGCACUCGACCAUAGCAAACCGCCAACUGCCUUGUCGCAUAGCUGUCAACGAUGAGCAGCAUAACCAGUGAACACGUAUUUUCGCAAGAGGAGAACGGUAGCCUACCUAAGCCCUAUGUUAUUAAUACACAAACAUAAAACAAAAUUUUCUACAUCUAUCUGUAUGCACAAAACCGUUUACAAACGUGAAACUAUACAAAAAUUUACAAACUAAAUGUGAACGGUAUCGAACAGCGGUGAGCACGUAAACAAUACACUCUACGGAGUGUAAAGGCAAAAAAGGGUAUAUUUCCACCCAGUGCUAAAUUGUUACCCUUGACGUUGGUUACAAGCAGGGUGGCCAGAUAGAAUUCCUUAAUAUCGGUAGGGUCACUAAAAGUUUAUCGGUAGGCCGGUUUGUUGUCCCAAAAACGUAGUGUUGACAUAGAAUUGUAAAAUACUGAAAACACAGAUCUCAGACCAAAUCCAACCCAAAAAAUGAAUGUUGAGUAGGAUGUGUCCAAAAUCAAUAAAAAUCGGUAGUUUUCGGUAGGGAUAACAAAAUAUCGGUAGUUUUCCCUUGGUCGUCUGUGAAUCGGUAGGAAAGACCAAAAUCGGUAGGACCACCGAUAAAUGGGUAGAUCUGGCCACCCUGGUUACAAGAUCCAAACAGCAGACAAUUUUUCGUUGCGAUUGACAUGCAAUAUGAGCUAAACAAUCCACGAUGAGUCAAAUCUAUUCAUUUUAAACAAAACCGUACCUACCUACUACAAAAUGAGUGGAAGUAGGAGAGACAAGAAAGAAUGAUGUAGUAGUACACAUACGAUCACUAUCAUUUUGAACAAUCCAACAAGCUUUACUUAUUUUUAAGUAAAAUUUCUUCUGAAUGUAAUUAGUUAUCCUCCAGGGAGAGAUGAGCGAACAGAAAUGCAGACAAAAUGACAACCUUCAAAUUCAUUGUUAAAAUCUAGCAGUGCUCCCAAAAAUGGUAGAUUGGCUCGGCUGAUUCAAAAAUUUGACAACUUCGCUGGCUAAAGAUGGCGUCUCUGCAAUAACUAAUUGUAAUGUGUGGGUCGUUCCUUUCGCGAACAGACAUACCCUUCCGAUAGCCGUUAUUUUUGUUGAGCAUAUUCGUUUGAUGGUGGACAGAAUCGACGGAUUCGUUCACCAUAGAACCAAACGGAAAAUUAAAAAAAAAUCAGCUGACCAGACACGUCUCAUGGAAUGCCUAAUAUUGAUGAUAUAUCAUAAACCAACGCGAAAUUGGCAUCUUUUAGACAGUAAAUCCAAACCAGGUAUCAGCCAGUUGCUUUAGGCGUUCACACAUGCUGUUUGAACUGUUUGGAGACCAUAGUCAUGCCGUCUGAUUAUUCUCGGCGAUUUCACAAAAGACAUCGAUGUUAUUGAUGUUGACCGGAGAGUAGCGGUAGAAGGUAGAACUUUUAUUUGGUAUUUUGAGGGGGCUGCCGUGAAUGAGACUAAUAACACAGACUAACAGACAUAACACUAUGAGGGAAUUCCCUCAAAAAACAUCCAUCCGGCAAUUUUCCCAGAACACUAGCUCCACCUUUUAUUCACAGUCCCAAACACUCAUUUACUGGUUGGUUACCCCUCAGGUUUAGGAACAAUUUUUCACUAGUGGUCUAUCCCCCAUAUGCUUGUUCAUAUGUCAGUGGCGCCAUAAUUUUAAAUGUGGCCACAGUCCCAACUACAAAUAUAUUUAAAAUGACCGUUAAAGCGGGCGAAGUUUUGUUUUUGAGUGUUAUGUCUGUUAGUCUGUGCUAAUAAUAUCUGCUGUUAGGAUUCAAUUUUUUUCUUUAGGGUCCAUCCAUAAAUGACGACAGGAGGUGCUACGUAGCUUUUUUGAAGGGGAAUAGGGGUUGACCGGAUGUCACGAGAAUCUUACCCGUUUCCUCUAACUAACAUCGUUUUUGAUUUUUUUAAUUUUUUACGGGGAAAACGAGGGGGGCGAGGGUUACGGUCAAGCUACGUAAUUACCAGGGAGGGUAUAUAGAAGUUUGUGACGAAAUGCUACGAUGGGGGAGGGGGGUGUUAAAAAUCACUCAAAAAAUGCUACGUCAUUUAUGGAUCAUCCCUUAUGCUAUCUGAAAUAAUAUCCUACCGGACAAGACCAACUGACACACUCUUACAUGCGACAAACGUAUAACAAAUUGUUUCAGGAAGAAAUGAAAAAUUUUGACAUGAAGCAGGACAAGUUGAAAGCAGUGACAACUUUGAUGAAAUUUUAAUUAGAGAACAAUAAUUUUCUUCGUCCAUAGAAAUAUCCAUAUCAUUAUCCAGAAGAAUUGUUAGUAGGAUAAUAACGGCAAAAACCAAGCAAAAAUUAACCAAGCGAAAAAAAUAACUCGUUGUUUACAACUGGCUUUAGAAGCUUGAACCAAAUUCACGUUCAUUUUCGAACUUAUUUUCAUUGUUUUUAUAGCUAGACAAGCUAUUGAAUCAAUUCGGGAAGUAUAAAUUAAAAAAAAAACAAUAGAAUCAAUUAACGACAGUAAGCGAUUAUUAAAGAAUAAUGAAAAGACGAGUAAUUAAUGUUAAAAACUAUCCUAAACCGGAUUUUUCAACCCAAUAUUAAAGUUUCGUUCAAUAAGGUAAAUUUAGAUAAACCACUUUGCAGGUGUUUUCAGUUAACGACACUGAAUCUCUAAAUAAAGAUCAAAGACUCACCGUCUCAAUCGUUUGUUUACUAUGCAUCUGUCAGUGUCAUUUCAAUCGAGUGCGCGAGACCUGUCAAAAGCAUUAAAUAACACCCCCUAAGAAACUUUGUUGGUUGCAAAAUCGUCCCAUGAAGGACGUCCGUAGGACCAACGUUGGACGACGUCCAAAUAACCGUUCAACAGACGUCCAUCGUUGGAUCCCUGUUGAACGAUUUUGAAACAAUUUUGUGGGCUUCUCAGUGGGCAGGAAAAUCUCAACGGAGGGCAUUGACAGAUCGAUUCAGCGUCGUUCGACAAACAAUAAUGAGUGCAACUGAACGGUAAAACCUAAAACCAUCCGAUUUUUGGUUAAGAGUACCUAGACUUUGGGUUGGAUUUUUGUUGAAGGUACAAUAUGUCUGUGAGAGAGAGAAAAAGUGGAUUAGAAUCACGCAUUUUUCCGAUCCUUCCUUCAACGAUUUUUAAUUUUAUUUUCUAGCUUGUUGUUAAUCGCACCGAGUCCAAAUUUUAACCAGUUUGAAUCUUUACGUUUGUCAAAUGGGUGAAAUCAAGGCCUUCUUAUAUUUUUUUUGGAGACCCACGACCAAACUUGUUUGUACACACAGUAUCAGCUAGAAUAUGCAUCUUCAUACUCAACUUCGAAAAAAGGCGUUCAAUUCGAUUUGGAUCGAAUUAGAAAAUAAUCAAACGCGUAUUUUCAUUUUUUUCGGAUGCAAAAAACGGGAAAGAAAGAACACACGUAAUACGCCAAUAUUUGAUAAGACUGUAAUUUAUAGCAAUACAUGAGUAAACACUAGUGAAAAGCAAAGCAGACAACAUGAACUCUUUAGACAAAAAACACACAAGCAAAACAAAAAAGAACAAUCCAUGGAAAAGAAGGUUUUCGACUUAUUGUGAGACUCAAAAAGCAAAAGGUGAAUGAAAAAGUAGCAAAACAAAACAGAAACUUUUUAUAUUAUCUAGUUAAAUCGAAACAAAAAAAAACAAAUAAAAUAUAAUAAUUAGAUUUUCUCAUUAUCUGUAAUAUAUUAGAACCGCAUGAAAAGUGUCCAUCCAUUUCCGCUUGGUUGAAGCAAAUGCAAAACUUGUUUCGCCGCGCUAUUCAACGAACCCUUUCAAUUCCAUUUGCCCCUCCCCAAAAAAAUCCGAGUCGGUGUUAUAGAUAGAAGUUUAUAUAUAUUUGUAAGCUUUGUACCAUCAGAAAGAAACAAAACAUUACAAAACAAAAAAAAAACAUCACAGCCGUGGUAUGUUAAGCCAUAAAAAGUGCAACACUGGGCUAAAAUAAACUAAACAAAACCAACAAAUUCGUUCUAAGUGUGUAAGUUGUUACUGAUAUUAGAUCUAAUGAAAAAAAAACCAAAUGAACAAAUCAAACAAUGAACGUGUCUAAAUAGUAAUGCUCUUUCGAGUUUUCCUUCCCCUUCCUCCCCAACAAAAGAAAAAGACGCGGUUAGUAGUCGUGUGAAAGCUGCCCAAAACACUGUGUAAAUAAGCGAGACAAACAAAUGAAACACAAUCACUCCCUGCAAUCCAUUCUGCAGCGUUGGAGGAGAAAGAUAACAGCAAUUUUACUGUAGGAAACCUGACAAACAGGAGAACAUUAUACGUAGCUACAAAGUUUAUCUUUUUUUCGGGAUGGAGAAAACAAAUUGUAGAGUAAAAAAAACAAAAACAAACAAACGAACAAUUCAGAAAAAAAUGAAACAAAUUAUUUAAUCCGCUUAAUCGUAACAUAGAAAUUGCAUUUUUAUUAACAUAAAUAUGUAUUUGCGUAAGCCUUGGAGCAGAGCGAAGCUAGAGCUUAGUAACUUUUUUUUGCAGCAGCAACGCGUACAUUUCGGGACAUUUUAGUUAUUGAUCCGAAUGAAGAAAGAAAAAAGAACCUCCGAGUACAUUUAAAUUUACUGUUACAUUAUUAAAUCUCCAACCAUCUAUUUGGUCGUGUUUUACGUUUUACCCUUAGGUUUCAUAGCCUAUAGGAAAUAUCGAAUUGUAAGGAGAACUGCUACGCCGCUCUACGUAUAGCUGAGUCUUUAAAUUAAUUCUUAGCAUUUCCAAAUUUCAGAGCAAUUUUCAUUUAAUUUUCUACGAAAACGAAAACAGAUCCGUUUUUGACACUAUAUAGUUCUUACACUUGACAAUGGUUUCUGCCACAGGGGUCAGCAUCUUUGACAGUUAACUCAGCAAUAGGAAAGAGGUCAAUGUGGCUGAAUUUAAGAUGCUGCCCUGUCAAGUCAAUUCAAUUUCAUUAACAAAUGUCUAUUUUAUUUUACUUUAAAAAAUACGGUUAACCGUCAACUCCUUCGAAGAAAACCAAAAAAAAAGUAUGUCGCGUAAUAACCACCGACUGUUUUCUGGUAUGAGAUUCCCUAUCUCCAAAAUACAACUAAACGCAGAGCAACAGUACUGUUCCCGUAGAAAUUAUCCUGUGUACAAAGUUGAAAGCUUCAGUUUGUAUGUAUUUGAAAACAGUUUUAUCCGGAAGCAGGUCGUCGUACGGUUUGUUUUUAUUCGGGUAUCCACUCGCACAUUAGCGGAAAAUAGACACAACUCAAACUGUCAGAAUUGAGCAAAACUAACAUGAACAAACAAAGAAAAAAACAAACACACAGCAAACUACAAUAGCGCUACAAGCGAACAAUGAUAAGACUUCUUUUUAGCAACAAAGAUAGAGAGAGUAAGAAAACAAAACAAAAAACCACAACAACAACAGCAACAACAACACAAGAAUCGAAAUAGCUAUGAUCAGGUCAAUAAACCAAUGACUAAACACCAGCGAAACUAUUAUUAUUACGGAAUAUAAAAAAACAAAA